Tarenaya hassleriana is the source of this 3121-nucleotide messenger RNA. RefSeq names its product V-type proton ATPase subunit a1. The transcript has 18 exons. Gene Ontology annotation, cellular component: vacuolar proton-transporting V-type ATPase complex; vacuolar proton-transporting V-type ATPase, V0 domain. The record is from RefSeq and is a predicted model, not a curated record. Lineage: Eukaryota; Viridiplantae; Streptophyta; Magnoliopsida; Brassicales; Cleomaceae. Gene Ontology annotation, biological process: vacuolar acidification; proton transmembrane transport. The coding region runs from base 192 to 2657 and encodes 821 amino acids. Gene Ontology annotation, molecular function: proton-transporting ATPase activity, rotational mechanism; ATPase binding.
AGGGACCCAUCUUUCCGAAGGAGGGGCGAAAUGCUCAUUUUCCAUGGCAGUUGUCGAUGAGAAGAAAUCUGAACACUGCCUCUGAGAUCUUCGACGGAAAUAAUCAGAUCUGAUCAGAGAUCGCUCUUUAAUUCUGUAUUCCCGUCGUUUGUUUCUCGGGAAAGUGAGUGAGAAAAGAAGGCGGACAAGCAAUGGAAGAGUUCCUGGACAACUUGCCAUCGAUGGAUCUGAUGCGGUCGGAGAAGAUGACUCUCGUUCAGCUCAUCAUCCCCGUGGAGUCCGCUCACCGUUCCGUCUCAUACCUCGGCGAACUCGGCCUCUUACAGUUCCGCGACCUUAAUGCUGAUAAAAGUCCCUUCCAGCGGACAUUUGCUAAUCAGGUAAAACGAUGCGGGGAGAUGUCGAGGAAGCUGCGAUUUUUCAAAGAUCAAAUUGAUAAAUCUGAUCUAAGGUUAUUACCAGGCCAUGAACUGGAACCAGACAUUGAACUCGAGGAUCUGGAGAGACAACUUGCUGACCAUGAACAUGAGCUACUGGAAAUGAACUCUAACAGUGAAAAGCUUCGGCAGACGUAUAAUGAACUGUUAGAGUUCAAGAUAGUCCUUCAAAAGGCUGGCAGUUUCCUUGUCUCAGGUAAUGUCCAUGCAGCCGGAGACGAAACAGAAUUACAUGAGAAUACUUUCUCAAAUAAUGGUUAUGCCGAUACUGCCUCUCUACUUGAGCAGGAAAUGAGAUCUGGACCUGCAAAUCAAUCAGGGUUGAGAUUUAUCAGCGGAAUCAUUAGCCAAGAAAAAAUUCUUAGGUUUGAGAGGAUGUUGUUUCGUGCAACAAGAGGCAAUAUGCUUUUCAACCAAGCACCUGCGGAUGAGGAGAUCAUGGAUCCUGCAACAACACAAAUGGUGGAGAAAAUCGUAUUUGUAGUAUUCUUUUCUGGGGAACAGGCAAGGACAAAAAUAUUGAAAAUAUGUGAAGCAUUUGGUGCAAAUUGCUAUCCUGUGCCAGAGGAUACGACAAAGCAGAGGCAACUUACAAGAGAAGUUUUGUCCCGGCUUUCUGAUCUGGAAGCCACUCUGGAUGCUGGAACACGCCAUCGCAAUAAUGCCCUUACUACUGUAGGGCUCCGUUUGACUAAAUGGAUGAACAUGGUUCGGAGAGAAAAAGCUGUCUACGAUACACUGAAUAUGCUAAAUUUUGAUGUAACCAAGAAAUGUCUUGUUGGAGAAGGUUGGUGCCCCACAUUCGCUAAAACCCAGAUUCAGGAGGUCCUACAACGUGCCACCUUCGACAGCAAUUCACAGGUGGGCGUGAUAUUUCAUGUUAUGCAAGCGGCUGAAUCACCUCCUACUUAUUUCAGAACGAACAAGUUUACAAAUGCAUUCCAGGAGAUUAUUGAUGCUUAUGGUGUUGCAAGAUAUCAAGAGGCAAAUCCUGCGGUGUAUUCAGUUGUUACGUAUCCCUUUCUUUUUGCUGUAAUGUUUGGGGAUUGGGGUCAUGGAAUAUGCUUGUUGUUAGGAGCUCUGUACCUUCUAGCUCGUGAAAGAAAGCUACGCACACAGAAACUUGGUAGCUUUAUGGAAAUGCUCUUUGGAGGCCGUUAUGUACUCCUUCUAAUGUCCCUAUUUUCGAUUUAUUGCGGGCUUAUCUACAACGAAUUCUUCUCAGUUCCUUUCCACAUCUUUGGUGGUUCUGCUUACAAGUGUAGAGAUACAACCUGUAGUGAUGCUUAUACGGUUGGUUUGGUCAAGUACCGUGAUGCGUACUCUUUCGGGGUAGAUCCUAGUUGGCGUGGGAGUCGGUCAGAACUGCCUUUCCUAAACUCUCUGAAGAUGAAGAUGUCUAUUCUGCUGGGUAUUGCCCAGAUGAAUCUUGGAAUCAUAUUAAGUUUCUUCAAUGCACGCUUCUUUGGCUGCUCGUUGGACAUAAGGUAUCAGUUUGUACCUCAGAUGAUAUUUCUGAACAGCCUUUUUGGGUAUCUUUCAUUGCUCAUCAUCGUGAAGUGGUGCACGGGUUCUCAAGCAGACUUGUAUCACGUGAUGAUCUACAUGUUUCUGAGUCCAACUGAUGAUCUUGGCGAGAAUCAGUUGUUCUGGGGCCAGCGUCCACUUCAGAUUGUGUUGUUGCUUUCGGCAUUAGUUGCUGUCCCUUGGAUGCUUUUUCCGAAACCCUUCGCCCUGAGAAAGAUGUACAUGGAGAGAUUUCAAGGGCGUGCUUAUGGCAUACUUGGCACUUCUGAGGUGGAUCUCGAUGUACAACCGGACUCUGCAAGGGACCAACAUCACGAUGAGUUUAACUUCAGCGAGAUUUUUGUACAUCAACUGAUCCACUCCAUAGAGUUUGUUCUAGGUUCAGUUUCUAACACAGCCUCUUACCUUCGGCUUUGGGCUCUUAGUUUGGCGCAUUCGGAAUUGUCAACAGUCUUCUACGAGAAAGUUCUUCUUCUUGCCUGGGGGUACGAUAACAUUUUCGUUCGAUUACUCGGGCUAGUGGUUUUCGCCUUCGCCACUGCCUUCAUACUACUGAUGAUGGAAACGCUGAGCGCAUUCCUCCACGCACUGCGUCUUCACUGGGUAGAAUUCAUGAACAAGUUCUACAGCGGCGACGGCUACAAGUUCAGACCUUUCUCGUUUGCUUUAAUUACCGCUGCCGACGAUGAGUGAAAAAAAAUCCACAUUACCAUUUUCCACCAUAUCCCACUUCCCCUAGUAGUUCUCAUCAAACAUAGAAGAAGAAUCGAAUGGGACUCUUUCGGAAUCACCAAUACACCUUUUGUCCCAUAGCAAAGGUACAUACUCUCCCUUUGCUUCCAUUUUUCGAGCUACAGCCCAAAAAAAACGCUUAUUUUUAACCAACAUAAUAUGUAUACACUACAUUCUCUUCAAAGUGGCCUUUCUUUUUACUUGUUUCCAGUUGCAGAGCAAUCAGGUUUAGGUAACUCUUUUUUUUUUUUUAUAAUACACAACCCCGUUGUCAUGGAUUUUGGCAUUUUGCAUGUACUUCCCAACACAGACCUCUUUUUUUUUUUUUUUUACUUGUUUUUUUGGGUUCCUUGUAAGAAGCUUGUCGCAGAGAAUUCUACUCUUGAAAGACACUAUUAUUAGUUCGUAUAUAUUUCUCUCUCCAA